Molecule: messenger RNA, 996 nt
Organism: Trichomycterus rosablanca
Lineage: Eukaryota; Metazoa; Chordata; Actinopteri; Siluriformes; Trichomycteridae
Product: endonuclease domain-containing 1 protein-like
Exons: 2
Molecular function (GO): metal ion binding; nucleic acid binding; hydrolase activity
Source: RefSeq, a predicted model, not a curated record
UGCCGACCCAAAUGGAAUCAGAUCUCCACCAACUCGAUUUUAUGGUUCUCAGUACAAGUUAAAUAUGCUACAUAUUACGACACAGACAACAAAAUCCCGGUGUACUCAGCCUACAAGUUUGAGGGUGUUGGUAACUGUGAUAGGAAAAAGUCAUGGUUUAUUGAACCUCAGCUUUACCAGCAAAAUGGAAAUAAAAACAUGGUACUUCAGGGAAAAGUACCGCACAGGAUAUGUGGAAUCAAACAGGCUCUGAAUAGAGACUACACAGGAUCUGGCUACCAUAAAGGGCACCUGGCUCCAGUCUCUCACACCAACACACAAAUCUGCUCUGAUGCCACCUUUACUCUCACCAACGCCGCCCCACAAGACGGUUCUUUCAAUGAAGGUCAAUGGCGGAAAGCUGAACUGGAAGUGUCUAACAUCCUUAAAAAUAAAUGUUUGAAUAGGGGUCUGUCUGCCUACUUAGUUACUGGUGUGGUACCAGGUAAUAAAAAUAUAAAUAACAGAGUGAACGUGCCCAGUUACUUCUGGACAGCCUACUGCUGCCUUGAUAACAAUAAGAAACCUAAAGUCUCAGGUGGUUAUUACGGAGCAAAUAAAAACGAGCCUGUGAAUUCUGUGUCAGAGAGUGAUCUCGAGAGUUUUCUGACAGGUGUCUAUGGAAAAGGUCAGUUCCAGCUGUUUGGUAUUGGAUGCAUGGAUGUGAAGCGUCAAGACAGGCCGGAGCAUUUUAAUUUGUUUUUGUCCAGGAUAAGAUCAGGCAUCAGGGAAGGUAAAGUCAAGCCAGCAAUUUGUGGAACAGAUUUUGAUUUUGCUUGUUCCAGGCGAAGAUCAUCUGACGAGGAAGAUGAUUUGGAUUUUCUAGCUAUAGGCCGAUAAUAAGGAGAUACCAAUUGCUUAGGUUGAACUAGUACCAGUUUAACCCAAAUAUGUAAAAUGAUUAAAGCUUAACAAACUAAUAAAACUCAGAAAUCAGUAAUGUGUUGAUCAACAUAA